AAGCCUUUCAUCAUCUCCAUCUCACCGACUGUCAACCACAGACCUCGUUCCCCGCCUCUGUAGAUGGACUGCAAAGAUAACAGGAAUCUCCCCUCUCAUUUUCCAUCUGGGUAUCAGUGCAGAGAUCUGGUGUGAUCGGAUCUCAGGGCCACAGAUCAUCAUAAAUACACAUGAGCCCAGAGCAGCCUCACACACAGGAGCUGGACGGGACCAGACCAACACCAUGAAGCUGAGACUCUGCACUCUCCUGGUGUGUUGCAGUGUAUUGUGGGUGGCCAUGUCCUCCUCCUCCACGGAUAAGACGUCUCCUUCUGUUGCUGCUCCUCCUGGAUGUGACUCCAUGUUGGCAUUCUCCUCGGGCGUCUCCUCCUGGUCUGAAGGAAACGGGAACAUCUACAGCAGAUCUCUGUCCCCAUGGAGCUGGAGGUCGUCCACAGUGAAGAACCGGAUCCCCGCAACCCUCUGGGAGGCCAAGUGCAAGAACAGCUCUUGCUCCAGACCGAACCCCAGUCACUGGGAUGGAUACAACCUGAACUCUGUCCCUGUCUACCAGAACAUUCUGGUCCUGACCCGGCAGGAUGGGGGGCACUGCUACAACGCGUCGUACCUCUCUGUGGCUGUCGGCUGCACCUGCAUCAGGGCCAAAACCAACCAAGACUGA
Messenger RNA from Monopterus albus (swamp eel), 661 nucleotides. It is a transcript of the gene il17a/f2, whose product is annotated as interleukin 17a/f2. The transcript has 3 exons. Gene Ontology annotation, molecular function: cytokine activity. Bases 224 to 661 code for a protein of 145 amino acids. The record is from RefSeq and is a predicted model, not a curated record. Lineage: Eukaryota; Metazoa; Chordata; Actinopteri; Synbranchiformes; Synbranchidae. Gene Ontology annotation, cellular component: extracellular region. Gene Ontology annotation, biological process: inflammatory response.